Messenger RNA from Exophiala bonariae, 1524 nucleotides. RefSeq lists its product as uncharacterized. NCBI's taxonomy places the organism in Eukaryota, Fungi, Ascomycota, Eurotiomycetes, Chaetothyriales, Herpotrichiellaceae. The transcript is spliced from 3 exons. The coding region runs from base 1 to 1524 and encodes 507 amino acids. The record is from RefSeq and is a predicted model, not a curated record.
AUGGCAUUCCUAAAUGAAGGAUCCCUGUUCCUCUACGUUGGCCUAGGACUCGGCAUGCUCACUAUAUCGUACUUGACCUUAUCUACAAAUCAGAGGGAUAUACUUUUCAGAAGGUUGAAACUACGAGGUCGCCGAGCGUCAACUGCCAAUACGCCUCCACGAUCGAUCUCCCCGGAUAAGAAGGAGCCCAGGAACUCUCCGCCGUCCUCAAGUGAGUAUGUGAGUGCGUUUCCACCUCUGAACAGAGAUUUAUUGGAAGUGGUUGCUGCCGAGCUUCCUGCCCACCAGCGCCUUGCUCUCGGUGAACUCAACUUUGAUGAGAAAAACUGGACCAAGUCGGUCAUGGGAUUUGAGGAAGACUUCCGGACAUGUGCUCCCAACAAAUAUACCUUCACAGGUCAUUCAGUGCAAGAGAUCCGUGGAUUGGGCGACUUUCCAGAUUACUCAAGCCUUAGUGGUGUACCUCUUCCAGAACCUUACCCCGAACAUGACAUUAAGACGGCUCUACCAAGACCAUAUCGUCCAUUCAGGUGGGCUUAUCAUCAGACCAUGUCCCUGACCAAACUUGAGCCUAACUGGUGGCUUGAAUUGGAGAACACAUACGUCAAACGCAUCGCUGAACGUAAACGUUUAUAUGCUGUACACGGAGAGUCUGUUCUUCAAAGCCUCCCAGGAUCUGAAUUGGCGUGCAAAGAGCUCAUGGAGAUGAUCGUCCAGUUUCUGUGUGCCCGGUACCCCCAAUAUUUCCAUCUCCACGAUGAUAAGAAAACGUUUGAGAACAAGAUCCUUGGGACCAGACAGGAUGUCUCUGCCAAACAUCCAUUGUUGGUCAUUUUGGACAACGUGCCCGAAGACUUUGCUAUUACGCUACGCAAUCCCGAAACUGGUUAUUACCACUUUCGUGCUGGUGUCAUCUGUUCGGCUCUGGGGUGGAAUGUGGGUACCAAGAUCGGAAUGUCUUUGCCCCAGAUCCAUGCUCCAAUUCCAGACUACAAGGAGAAAAUGCAGUUUAGCAUGGACAGAUACUUCACCAAGAUGCCCACCCAAAAACCCAUUCAGCGUGGUUCAUGGGGCUUGGAAGUUGAUCAGCCCUUGUACAUGCCACCAGGUGAUCCGCAUGAGAAGUAUCGGGACUUCCAGUCUCCCGAUUUAGAUCCUUCUCGUAUCCACCUACGCGUCGACUGGCAGACUCUUCGUCGCUUGCCUCUUUCUGGUGGAAUUGUGUUUAAUUUCAAGGCCUUGUUCACUCCGAUCACCGAAUUCCGAGAUGAACCUUACAUCCCGUCCCUCAUCCUGAAGGUAUGCAAGGAAGGUAAAGAAAACUUGAUGAAGUACAAGAACACGUGGCACGUCGAACAUGUGACCAUUCCUGCUCUAGAGCAAUAUGAGCAAGAGCAGAAGGCAGCUGGCGUGGUGGAGAAGCAUUGGACCGUGAAUACGCUUGAUGAAAGUCCCUAUUUCCCCGGCUGGCAGGACAAGUGGAUUCGACAACAAGGCUUCGCAGCCAAGGAGUAUUCCACUUGA